AUGGCGAAUAUACGCGAUGAAUCUGCCGUAACGAUGGAGCAAUCAAGACCAAAAGUUCUUUCCACUGAAACAUUCACCUGCCCCCUCUGCUCAUCCGUUUUGGCCUCAAGGUCACACUUUUUGCACCAUGUGGGCACUGAGCAUGGGGAGUCUUUUUUCGCAGUCUGCAAGACAUGCAUGCAGUGCUUCUCUCCGAAGGAAAUCGACGGCCACAUGACUGCCUGCAAGGGAUCUUUCGUGUGCCCCUACUGUCGUCAGACAUUUGCACUUCUGCCCUACCUGAAUCGGCACAUUAGGCGGAAACAUUCCAUCGAUGACGAGAACCGGUCGCCUUCCAACGGUGGUGGCGGCCCGCGGUACCCUUGCAAAUUCUGUUCCAAGACUUACUCUUCCAAUAACUCACUUAAUGACCACAUUAGAAAGCAUUUGAACUGCGUAUGCAAAUUAUGCGGUUCCAGGCUUAUUUGCAAGUCGAAGAAGGGGUUUGCAACCUGCGGAGCAUGUGGAACUCUAAUUUCUCUCGAUCAUGGUGAAGGCGCAAGAGGUGAUGAGAGUGAGAAAGAGGUAGGAGGAGAGGACGGUGGCGAGGACGUAGUGGGUACUCCUAACACCACCACUGUGACGACAGCAGAAGCAGGCCGCAUGCCGCAGUUCACUUGUCCCUACUGUCAGCGUCUGUACGUAUCGCUGACGUACUUCCGCAAGCAUCUAGCUGCUCACGCACCCUCUCACUCAACCACCACCACGGUCUCGUCUACCGCUGCCGGUGCCGUCGCUGCAAAAACUGCACUAACUACCGACUGCUCCACUGGCUCCACCGCCGACUUUUGCGAGGUGUUCACUGAAGAAGUCGGUUUUUACGUAGGUGAGUGUGAUUCCUGUCGCGUUCUCACUCUGGGUGUUAAAUGGGGUCAAGACCUUAACACAGGUGUCUUUGUCGCCAACCCGUAUGAGUGGGCCAAGGGCACGGCGCGUAGGCGCGCACCCACCGAUUGGGUGCUGGAGACGCGGGUCGAUCUCAUUCCCCCCCAUUCUAACGACUGUUGGGACGGCUAA
Echinococcus granulosus is the source of this 1056-nucleotide messenger RNA. RefSeq names its product Zinc finger protein 77. Bases 1 to 1056 code for a protein of 351 amino acids. The record is from RefSeq and is a predicted model, not a curated record. The transcript is spliced from 3 exons. NCBI's taxonomy places the organism in Eukaryota, Metazoa, Platyhelminthes, Cestoda, Cyclophyllidea, Taeniidae. Gene Ontology annotation, molecular function: sequence-specific DNA binding; DNA-binding transcription factor activity, RNA polymerase II-specific. Gene Ontology annotation, biological process: regulation of transcription by RNA polymerase II. Gene Ontology annotation, cellular component: nucleus.